Molecule: messenger RNA, 1349 nt
Organism: Synchiropus splendidus (mandarinfish)
Lineage: Eukaryota; Metazoa; Chordata; Actinopteri; Syngnathiformes; Callionymidae
Gene: mmachc
Product: metabolism of cobalamin associated C
Exons: 5
Coding region: 7-801 (264 amino acids)
Biological process (GO): cobalamin metabolic process
Cellular component (GO): cytoplasm
Molecular function (GO): FAD binding; cyanocobalamin reductase (cyanide-eliminating) (NADP+) activity; demethylase activity
Source: RefSeq, a predicted model, not a curated record
ACAGCAAUGGCGGACUCUACUGUCAACAUGGGAAGUGUAACAGGACUUUUGGAGGACUAUCUUUCGAAAUUUGGCUUUGAAGUACAUCCGCUUAAGGUUGGCUGGUACAACUCGGUGCUUCAAGAAUCUUUGCACCUACAUUUCCCUGACAACUGCCUGGCUGUGUUGGUGCUCAGCACUCCUACUAUGUUUGAGAAAACCUUCCUUCCCUUCAUAGAACAGAAGGGAUGCCAGGGGCUGUCAGAUCCCAUAGACCAGUGUGUCAGAGACUGCAUCUCCACUGCCGUCACCCAGUGUUUUCCACAUCUGGAUGUGGAUGUAAUGUAUGACUAUGAACUGCUACCUAGCAGGAAGCCAAAGUUUUUGGCGCAGACGGCUGCUCAUGUCUCUGGUGCUGCUUAUUACUACCAACAGUCCAAUGUCCCAGACCAGCCAUGGGGGGCAAAAAAAAUGUUCGGAGUGUGUGUACAUCCAAAAUACGGAGGCUGGUUUGCCAUAAGAGCUCUCUUGGUGUUUACUGGUGUGGAAGUGGACUCGGAUCUGGCGCAGCCCACUCCAGUUGACUGUGUGCCGACAAGGGAGGGCAGGAUUCAACUACUGGAGAGUUUCAAUCUGCAUUGGCAGGACUGGAGCUACAGGAACAUCAUCACUCCUAUCCAGACCUACUCUCAGAAACAACAGGAGUAUUUUGCCACCAAACCCAAGCAGCGUUUUGAUCUGCUCAGGUCUUGGGGAUUGGCACCAAAAAAGAAUGAGCCGACUCCGUAUGUUUCAGAUUCGACAACAAACAGUCACUACUGAUGGAAGCUAACGUGGUCCCCUUGAGGAUUACAGUACCUUCUUAAAGUCUGCAUCUUACAAAUAUUUAAGUCAGUGACUUGAAAUGUAAAUUAUUGAACUUAAUAUUUAAUAUAUAUUAUUUGUUGGGUUGACUAAAGAGAAGCCAAAAUUCCUCAUACUGUAAGGUUUUUCUUUGCUAUGUUUACAGCCAAGUGCACUUGAUGGUGAUGUGCCUAUGAAUGACUAUGUUUCUACACACUAAGUGACUUAAUGGGUGGGGCUGUUGUGAGUGAAAGAGACUUUUGACUUUGUGAAACAGCUGCUAUAUAUUUAGCAUUUUUUGCAGCAGUCCUUGAAACAUUAAGGCAAAUAUUCCCCUAAGCAUUAGACCUUGCCGUUUACUCGUCCAUGUAACGGUUUUAUUACGAGUCUUUUAUUAUCCACCUUGUCUUUUUUUGAUCCAAACAUGUUAUCCCUCCUUUGAUUUGAUUGAUCUUUGCAUCAUCGGUAUCGGUUUUGGAGCAAAUCUGUCAUAUCCACAGGCUAGCUAAAUAAAAUGAAUGAAUAAA